ACCGUUGUGAUAAACAAUAUGGCGGACCUCGAAAGAAAUCAUUAGGUACUAUGUUUCUUCUGUUAAUUAUCGAUCAUUAAGAGACAGACAUCAACCAAACACUGAGAUGUCCUAGUGAACCUUAAUCCAGAAAACUGAACUAUGCAAGCCUACACAAAGCCAUUGUCGCUAUGGCAACUGGUUGAGCAGAAUGUGCAAGUCCAUGAGCGGGAUGAGAUCAAAGAGAUGCUGGGCUCAUCAUUGGUAGAGCAAAGUUUGGAGCUGCAUCAGGAGAUCUCAAUGUUGCUUGAAAUAUGGAGAGACAUGAGAGAUGAACAAAAUGACUUGACUCACUCACCUACAACAUUGCCUGAGCCCCCUAAUCUAAGAGAUCGCCUUGUCCAAGAAAUUUGUUUUUUUGUUGAAAAUGUGAAAGAAAAAGCCAAGCAAAAAGGGAUAGAUCCUCAGCAUAUUCUAAAGAAACACAACCCUGAGAUUCUGGGAUAUGCCACAGAAAUGACAAGACCUGGAUCAUCAUUGAGCAAAACAUCCAGGUCAUCAGAUGGGAGGGAGACACCUAUGGUACCCAUCUCAACACACAGGCAGUCAUUGGCUGAUGAGCUUACAGGUGAAGUAGAGUCUGUCAACAAACAACUGAAUUACCUGGAUUUCCACCAAGUGUGUCUCAGUUUACGGAGAACACUGGAGCAAGAGAUUGACCAGCUGAUAGAGGACAUCCAGUUCCUGCACACUUGUCUGGACACAGAGGUGGAUAUCAGGGACUGUGUCACCCCCAGGUUGGCAUCUAGAGAGCCAACCCUCACAGAGUUGAGAGAAGAGCGGUCUUUGCUUGAGAAGGAGCUUCUGGCCACUGGUAGUCUGACAGCCACCCCUGACGUCCACAAGCCAAAGUUUGGCUCAGAAACCAUUCUGCCAAAGACGCCCUCAAGAGAGAUGUCCCCUCCACACCGCCCUGGGUCUAGCAGAGUUGGGCCACUGAGAGCCAGACAUGACAUCGACCUGACAUCCCCACCUCCUAAGUCUGAGCUUCUGUCCCCCGUGUCAACAAUAUCCACGUCCAGCAUGACACGCUUGACUGACUCCACCAGCAUGACACGCCUGGCUGACUCCACCAGCAUGACACGCCUGGCUGACUCCAAGACUUUAACAUCUGCUGGCCUGGUGCCAGUUGCAUCAAGAAGUGACAGCAGCGUCAGCAGACAGCCGGCACCACCCAGAUCAGCCCAUUGUGGCGCCACCCUGUCAAGUUCUGGCACCGUGCUGCUGGGUGCCAAGAAAAGAACUAUCAGCCCCGCCCGUGUCAGAGUGGUGCGAGUCUCCAACAUCGUUGACGACCAGCUCAGCAAGGGCGACCACUCCCAGCACUUGAUCAACUUCUCCUCUCCCUCCCUCUCCUCCUCCCCCUCCCCCUCCAGCUCGGAGGAAGUUCUGCGGGCCAGUGGGGCACACGCUGACAGGUUUAGGAAGAUGGUGUUGGAGUGUCGCGAUGGGGAGUGACCAAUCCAUGCCUCGAGAGUGUUUGGCUUUGACAUGUCUAACUGUAAUGUGUUUGGCUCUAUGGCUGUAGCUUAUAUGGCUGUUGAGAUUCUAUGGCUGUAGCUUAUAUGGCUGUGACGUUUGAAAUUUCCUGUGCUGUAGGCCAGAUUAUCAACUGGACUGAUGGAGUGUGAGCUCCACUUGUCUGCCCAUACAUACUUGAGUCAAUCAAACAUUAC
Messenger RNA from Physella acuta, 1715 nucleotides. Its product is annotated as coiled-coil domain-containing protein 24. NCBI's taxonomy places the organism in Eukaryota, Metazoa, Mollusca, Gastropoda, Physidae. The record is from RefSeq and is a predicted model, not a curated record.